This is a messenger RNA of Symbiodinium sp. CCMP2592, 7788 nucleotides long. NCBI's taxonomy places the organism in Eukaryota, Dinophyceae, Suessiales, Symbiodiniaceae. The record is from the annotation of a GenBank genome assembly.
AUGUGUCGCCUGCAGUUGAUGAGGAAGCUCGGCCUUGCCUCCUUCAUCCUGGUGCAUCGCGUGGCCAUAAAGGCACCAGCACCUCCGCAGGAACAGUGGGGCGAAGGUGCAAGCUGCUUUGACACUCAUUGGCCACAGCUGCAUCUCGACAUAGCGCCAGAUUCGGAGCUUUCGCUUUGGCGACGGAGCGACUUCGAGCAGGCAACCGUUCCAGCCGGGCAGCCUGAGACGUACUCAGCCUGCUUCUCACGUCAGCACCAGGUUGCCAUCGUGCAGCUCAACAUCCCGGAGUACACGGCCAACCGCGAGAGGUACCUAAUGGAGAGGGAGAUCCACGUUUUAACCAAGUUCCUGGAUCACUUGGAACGAAACAUCGACGAGGAGCAGUGGGAAGAGCUUGCCUCGGACUUCUUUGCAGAGGGUAUGGAUGCCCCUCGGCUGACGCCUCCGCUUCACGACGGGAUCCUCGAGCAGAUGGAACCCAGCCCGAAGAAGCCAGACCUGCCUUCUUCAUCUACGGUGGCGGCGGUAAUCCCAGAGUUGAUCCUCGUGAACCUGGCCAUGGCGGCUGGAUGCCUUCCCGUCCUUUUCCUGCAGCCUUCCAGUUUCCUAGUUUUCCCGGAUUUCCCAGAGCAGCUCAACAUGAGGACCGCGGAGUCGGAGCACAAGACCUGGGACAAUGGUUCGACCAAGGACCCAUCUGGAUGUGCAGGGCGUGCCAUAGAGUUCUUCGGCAUCCACUUCACCCCGCUCGUCGCCUUCGGCUUCUUCUUCGGACCACCAGGAGACGACUUUUGGCACGAGAUGCGCGAGACAGCCGAGAGCGAGACUCCUACUCUGGACCCGUGCAUCACACCCAGCGAGGCAGGUGACAGGCCUGGUAAACUUAGCAGAAGGCAACGCCGAGCCAAGAAGCAAGCAGCCGAGCAGAGCGACAAAGCGAUGACCGAGGGCGAAGGCAUCAGCUUGGAUUCGGUCAAGCAGCUGCGCAAAAUCCUCAGGGGCACCAAGUCGGACGGCGAGGAGGCAUCGUGGUCUUCUCUCAAAGGACCCGAGCGUGGGGUCCGAUGGCGAGGGGGAACACCACCUGCUCCCCCAAAGUGGCAAUACAGCAAAGAUGAUUUGAGAGCAUUCUCGAAGUUUGAGCGCAAGGUGGGCAUUUGGCAAUUGCAGGUCAAGCCGUAUAUGUCUGAGGCCGAGGCCGCUCUCACGCUGUAUUGCAGCUUGAGUGGCGAGGCAGAAGAGGAGCUCGAGCACAUUGCCAAGCAGGUGUACCUUAAGAGAAAGUUCCUGGCAGACUUUGAGACAGUUAGCAGGUUCAAUGGUGAGGGCAUGCGAUCGUAUGUCAACAGGUACCAUCGUGCCGAAAAGGCCCUGCUCAGCAUAGGCAUCAACGUGACCUUGACCUACGACUCGGAGAGCAGAGGCAGUCGGCUGUUGGAUCGCGCCAAGUUGACGCUGGAGCAGCAGAGGAUGGUUUUGGUGGGCACCAACCAAUCCCUCCACUUCGACGAGGUGAAGAACGCCCUGGUGCUCCAGUACCCGGACCACAAGCCACCACCAUUUGUGCAAGGACACCCUGGCGGCAAAGAUCUGAACCAAAGGCCGCCAAAAGGCAAAGGCAAGGGCAACAAAGGAGCCUCAUCCUCGACUUCGGCUCCCUCCGGCUCAUCUUUUUCUUCUCCUUCGACCGGAUCAAUGAGGCGAGAAGACGACCAGGCAAACCUAGAGGACGAUCACCUCGAAGUGAUCCCCGAGGACGACGACGGCGAGGAGGACGCGAACGACAACCAAGACGGUGCCGAGGACGAAGGCGAGGAGCUCAUACCGGACAUGGGCGACGAUACCGAGAGCACCAUCCAAGAGCUUAUGCAAGUUCUGACGGUUACCUCCAAGAAGCUACAAAGCAUGACUCAGGGGCGAAAGUACAGAGGUGCUCCACGCAAAAGCGUGGAAGAACGCAAGCGCACUUCAGCUUGCUCGGCUUGUGGCCAAAUCGGCCAUUGGACGGGCGACCCUGAGUGCCCGAUAAGUGCCAAGGGCAAGACCAAGGGAGAUGCUGGCAAAGGCGGCAAGGGCAACACCACAAGUGUGAAUGACAAGAGGGGCGGCACCAGUGCACAAAAGGUUUUCUCCGUUCGGCAUGCCGGGGGUCAUGAAGUUCUGUAUGCAUUCGACCAUCAGCAACACCUCCCGCAAGGCCAAGACGAUUGCGACCUCGAGGUGCACCGCUCCCUUGUCGUUUUCCAGAGUGCAGAGUUUGAUUGCAUGACCAUUGCUAGCGAGAUGCAGGGAUACUGUGUGGUCGACACGGCAUGCCAACGCACAUGCUGCAGCCGAGCGUGGUGCGAUAGCCAGCAAGCACUUCUACAAAGCUUCGGCUUGGAGGCCUUGUUCUCCAACCGCCGCGAGGCCUUCAAGUUCGGUGCGGGGGCCCCACAGAUAUCAACUACCUGCAUGUAUUUUCCAGUUGCUUUUGAAGCAAAUCAUCCUUUGAUUGCUCUGGGAACAUCGGUCUUGGACGGUCUCGACAUACCUUUCUUAGCCAGCCUGCGUCUGCUUAAGAAGCUCAAUGUCAUUCUCGACUUGGCCAAACAAAAGGCUUACAUCGGGCUGCUCGACUGCACCGUGGACCUCUUCCUGGUACAAGGCCAUUUGUGUUUGAAGAACUCUGAGUAUCCUGCCGAUGUUGCGUUCGAUUGGGAGCAGAUGGAUGUGCAUGAUUACGAGUUCUUGUGUGACUCUAGGAAGUGCACAGUGAACAGCCCAUGUGAAACCGCAGCACCACAAGCCCAAGAGAGCACUCUGAUUGCCGUUCAAGAUGCUCGCCGCUCCUCCGAGAUGGCUCGUGAACUGGCGGCGCGUCAUGAGAGGCAUCAGGCAGAUGACGGUGCUGGUGAUGUCAACCACCCUCCGAGCAACGAGGAUCGGCCUGGGGAAGCAAGUUCAGGGAAGCCUCGCCGCUGGAGUGGGAAAGGAGCCAUCAAGCAAGAACAAGCCCAAGCCGGUGCCAGUGAAUCCGCCGACCACCUGCCCACAUACUCGUAUGAAGCGCCACGGCAAUGCCCAGGGCCGCUUCACGACAUGCGAGGAUUGCCUAUGCAGGUGGAAAUGGGGCGUCGGCGCCGAUGGUGUCACCCCUGGAUGGCUUUAUCAUCCAUCAUCCAAGUCGCAUGUGCUGCCCUUGCCUUCGGCGGAGACGGUCCUGGAUCACUCGUGGACGCCAGGAACGGCUUCCUCUUCGACGGCGCUGGGGGCUUCCGCCAAGAUGCGACCUCAGCCAACUUCGGCGACUUCAGCCUUCGGGUACCAUGGGACGCCGGCCACGGAGACCGUGGUGAUCGAGGACAGCGACAGCGACCAGGCGGGCUACGAUUGGGACCUGGUGAUGGAUCCCUGAUCCGAGGGAGUGGCCCAGCACCGCUCAGGAAGGGCCAAUGGAAGAGGGCGGUGCACAAUUUUGACAAGACGCUUCAGCUUUUGGGCAAAGAGGUGGAAGUCUAUAACCAAUGGCCUGGCGACCUCCACCUGAAUCAUAGAGCCGAUCUUCUUGAAGUGUUUUGGGAGAACAAUGCUGCAGCAGGGCGUUUCAAACACAGUCUGGCUUCAAAGGCAGAAACCUAUGCGCUCUCCUUAGUGAACCUUCAGGGCCUUGAGCUGGAUAAGUCUCCCGAGCUUCUGUUGCAGAUCCUCUCCCAGGUCAGACCACGCGUGCUCUAUGUGCACAGUGCAGCAAGACAGCCUGCACAAGUCAAGAUUGCCAUACAAAAGUGUUGCGAGCUACAAGUGAUCCAGAGCGGUAGGUUCAUAGUCGACUUCAACCCCGACCUUCAUGAUGAUGUGACGGGUGUCCUGCUGCAAAUCCUUGAGCUCCCUGAAACCGGCAAGGCGAGCCCCUUCAAGCAGAAGCACGUGCGCAACGAGGCCGGCAACAGUUCCUUUGUGACAAACUGUCGGUGCCUUCUGCAAGUUCAGGGUGAGCGUGAGUGCAACAUGGCUGAUUUUCUGCUGCAGUGCAUUCACAAUGAAGUUCGCAUGAUGUGUCCGUGGAAGUUCGAUGAAUCCCCUCAUGAUGUGUGGUACGCUCCUCCAGUUGAUGCGCCUGAAGAAUGGAUGAGUUUCCUUGAGAGUCUUGAAAAGCGCUUGGGCAGGAGCAGAUACUUCUAUUUGAGUGAAGAUUCCAAGGAGAUGCGUCAACUGAAGCAGUUAGUUCCUUGGGAGCUGACUAGGGCACAAGUGUAUGCGCAACCAGUCACCAGAAGGAUGCCUGCCGAUGUACCGUUUUCUCACAGAGGUGCUGCCAUGAUCUUAAACAACGGCCAGCUGCUUGUAGAGUCUGAGGAUCUCAAUGAAGUUCGGCAGCCACGCUUACGCUUUGAAACCCCAGUUCGCAUUGCAGUGUUCUUUUAUGGCAUGGCAGAGGAUGAUAAGUCCCAGCAGCCGGUAACAAGUGACAAUCCCGAUGUCCACGUGCCAGGCCUGCGGACUGAUGUGAGUUUCCCUGGCCUGCCUGAGACCAUUCCCAAAGAGGUACGGUCAGCUGUGGCAAGGCUGCACUGCAAUGCUGGACAUCCUCCGAGACAAGAGCUGGUGAGACUGUUAGCGGCGCACGGCACCAUUAAUGCCGCGGUGUUGACAGCUCUAGAGCACUUGAAGUGCGGCACGUGUGAGCGAGCGCGUGGUCCCUUGAAACCACGACCUGCUUCAGUUCCUGAGUUUGUGGGCCAGUUUGCUGAACAACUUCAGGCCGAUCUCUUUUAUGUUCGGGACCUGUCUUCAACCAAUCAUGCUCUGCUUGGCGUGACAUGCUUAGCUACGAAACUGUACCAGGCUGCAAUCCUGACCUCCAGGGAACCACAAUUGGUCUUGAAUGAGUUUGACAGGCUCUGGUUACGACCAUAUGGCUACCCUCUCUUCAUGACUGUAGAUGCCGACGGUGCCUUUGAGGGAGCUUUUCAACAACACCUACAAGAAAGCGGUGUGCUGCUGAACACAGUACCAGCAGAUGGGCAUCAUCAAAUCGGCGCCAUCGAGAGACGAAAUGCCAUUUUCAGGUCAGUUUUAGAGCGGCUCAUAGAUCAGAACGGGGUCACCAACAGAGAUCAGCUCGACUUGUGCAUCAGUGCAGCCGUAUGGGCAGUGAACUCCAGCAUACACACGCGAGGCCGCAGCAGCAUGCAAGCAGUUUUCGGCAAACUGCCCAGACUCCCAGGUGAUCUUCUUUCCGACUCGGCCGCGCUCGCAACCUCCGACUACCACCUCCUCACAGAACAACUUCGUUCUCAAGCGUGUCAGGCAGUGUCGGAGAUGUCAGCUUCUGCGGUGAUUCGGAGGGCUUUGCUUCGGAAAACGGCUACUUCACGGGCUAGGGUCAACGAGCUCUUGCCUGGCUCCAUGGUGGCCUACUGGAGAUGGAAUCUGAAAGCCCGUGGAAGGAAGCGAGGCGGCUAUAUACUUGGCCGUCUGGUUGUGAAAGACGAUAAGAACGCCUGGGUACAGAGCGGCGGGUCACUUGUGCAGGUGACACAUGAGAUUCAGGCAAGCUAUUGCGAGAUGGUCUUUGGUAUGAUGCUCGCGAAGCCAGACCACCUCCUGAUGAACCCCUUGAGCCUGUUGUCCAAGCGCUUCCCGACCAACUUUCAGAACCACAAGCUGCUCAACAAAACGAGCCGGGACAAUACGAACUACCUCCUGGAGCUCCUCGACCACAACAGGCGAGACCAGGAGGCCAAGCACGCUCCAGGUCAAGAGGCAGAACUACUUCCUUGCCUCCAACUCCACGACAACAUCAACUUCAACCGCCGACGCCAAGCCAACCUUCUACACCACGACUCCCCCCAACUCCACGGCGACGUGAAGCAGUCAAACGACUACGAGCUACAGCUGCAGAAGACGAACCUGCAGCGAAAGUGCCAACACCUGCUACACCACCAACCUCCGAACCUCAACGACGACCACCUGCCACAGGCACUGAAGAAGGACCUCUUCCCGAACUUCCCGCCAAAAGACCUCACGAAGCACUCCCUGCUUUCGAUGCAGGAGCGCAAGGCGAUCGAUAGAGAGAUACCGUGGAGAAAGAUCAUCUCGGAUUUUCCCUCCAACGUCAUCGAUCUCUACGUGCAGGCGAACAAGAAGGAGUUUGCUUCAUGGACAUCCUGGGGAUCAAUACGCCCAGUGCCUGGAGAUGAAGCACAAAGGAUUCGAGCUGAUCCACGAAUGAGGCGUCGAAUCAUGCCAUCGAGGAACGCCUACCGCGAUAAGAACCGUGGAGCUGGACCGGAGAUCAAGGCCAAAUGCAGGACUGUGAUCCAGGGUUGCCACGACCCUGACUUAGGCCUUUUGGACCGUUCUAGCCCCACUCCCACACGCCUGGCAGAGCUACUGAUCUACGAGAUCGCCUGCUCAGGUUACAACAGAAGACUCCAGAGAAACAAGAAAUCCUGGAAACUCUGGUGUGGUGAUGUGUCCACGGCUUUCUUGCAGGGCCAACCACAGGCAAGGACUAUGCCGAUCUACAUGAGACCGCCCCGCGACGACAUUCAGAAGAUGGCCCAAACCUUUCUGCACGACUUGUACGAGAUCGUGGGGAACCUCUACGGUUUGUGUAACGCACCUCGGACAUGGAUCAACCACAUCGUGUCCAAGCUUUUGGAGGCGAACUUCAAACGACAUCGCCUAGACCACACCGUGUACUACAAGCUUGACGACGUGGGAGAUCUUUUGGUCAUCCUCCUGUUCCACGUAGACGACUUUUUGGUUGCCUACCGCGAGGACUACGCCUUCGACGAGCUCUCCGGCAUGUUCACUUGGGGACAAACCAACUUGCUCGACGAUGGUGAGUUUGUCUUCAAAGGCAAAGAGGUGAAGCUUAUCUGCGAGAAGGGAGAGUUCAAGAUCAAGGUCACGCAGAAGGCCUUCAUCAACGAGCUCACCCCUGGAAAGCUUCAGAGAGGACGCCUUGACCAAGCAGGUCACCUGACCAGUGAGGAGUUCAAGGAGUACAGAAGCUGCGCGGGAAGCUUGCAGUGGCUAGGCGGAAGCACCCGUCCAGACAUCUGCGCUUCAGUUUCUUUGAGCAACUUGGGUCAAGACAAUGGCCCACAGCAGCUCAAGGUGCUCUACGAGUGCAUCGACUACAUGAAGACCACUCCUGAGGACGGCCUGACCUUCCAGGGGGUGAGCCUCAACUACGCGACUCACGUCAUCGGCUAUGGUGACUCCAGCUGGGCAAACGCGCCAGGUGGGAAAAGCCAGAUGGGUGUCAUAGUGCUACUCGCUGGUCCCGAGUGCAAAGACAAGGUUGCUCGCGCAACCAUCGUGGACUGGAGAAGCUCGAGAAGUCCACGAGUGACGCGGUCCACUUUGGCUUCUGAAGCCAACGCGAUGGACGAGUGCGUGGACCGGUGCACGUUCUGCAACUGCUUCUUGUCCGAGCUCCUGGGCGGCCACAAAGUGACGCCUGAACAGCUUAAAACAAAGGGGAUGCUACAGCAGCUGCAGAUCACAGACUGCAAAAGCCUGUGCGACUCGGUGAUCGCAGACAAUCCUGCAACGUCCGAGAAACGGACUACCAUAUCGAUUCGUUCGAUACAGGAUUACAUCAGUCCUGAACAGGUUCACUGGGUUCCGACCACCUUGAUGCAUGCUGAUGUUCUAACCAAGCACUCUGUAGCCUUGCGUGACAGCUUCAUCAAAUGGUUGAGAAAUCCCACAGUGCAACUUGUCGAGUUGAGUGAGUCGUUGGUACACCGAAAAGAAAAUUUCCCCAGUGUGAAAGAUCAGCUUUAG